AUGGAUGUGUCGAAAAUCUCAGGACUCGGCUUUAUAGGGCUGGGGGCCAUGGGACUUCCCAUGGCCGGCCACCUCGCAGCCAAACUGCCCGAACAUAUCAAGGUGUUUGUGUACGACAUCAACCCGGCCAGCGUGGACCAACUACAGCAGGAAUAUCCGAACAGAAUAGUCAAGGGUGCGAGCGCAAAGGACGUGGCAGACAAAUCGGACAUUAUCCUCACCAUGCUACCCGAAGGAAAACACGUUCGUGCCGUCUACAUGGAGGGCGGCGCGGACGCGGAUACGAUAAGCGCGAGCGACGUGUCGGGCAAACUCUUGAUUGACUGCUCGACCAUCGACACGGCCAGCAGCCUCGCGGUGAAGGAGCACAUGUCGAACAAGUGGCCGACCACGUCCUUCUACGACGCGCCCGUCAGCGGCGGCGUGGUGGGUGCGCAGAAAGGCACGAUCGCCUUCUUUCUCGGCUGUGACGACGGCGACACCAAUCUGCCCUUCCUCACGCAGCUAUUGAAGCUCAUGGGCCAACAUGUCAUCACGUGCGGCGGCCCGUCCAAAGGCCUGGCGGCCAAGUUGUCCAACAACUACUUGUCCGGCACCAUUGCCAUCGCCGUGUCCGAGGCCAUGGACAUGGGCAUGCGCUCCGGGCUGGAUCCGCGCGUGCUGGCCAAGGUCUUCGCCGCCGGCACGGGGCAGAAUACCGUGUGCGACAAGUUCUGUCCCGUGCCCGGCGUGGUCCCUGAAGCCCCGUCGUCCAAGGGCUACACCAACGGGUUCAAGGUGCAGUUGAUGCGCAAGGACUUUGCGCUGGCUUUGGACAUGGCUGAGCGUGUAGGUGCACGAAAUGUGCUGGGUCCUGCUGGUUUGGCCACCUACGAUGGCGCCAGCAAUGAUCCUCGCUGCAGGGACCUCGAUUCCAGAGUCGUCUUUCGCUAUCUAGGAGGCAAUGAGGACUGGCAGAAGACAAAUGUACGGUGA
This is a messenger RNA of Capronia epimyces CBS 606.96, 975 nucleotides long. RefSeq lists its product as uncharacterized. NCBI's taxonomy places the organism in Eukaryota, Fungi, Ascomycota, Eurotiomycetes, Chaetothyriales, Herpotrichiellaceae. Gene Ontology annotation, biological process: L-valine catabolic process. The transcript is spliced from 2 exons. Bases 1 to 975 code for a protein of 324 amino acids. Gene Ontology annotation, molecular function: NAD binding; NADP binding; 3-hydroxyisobutyrate dehydrogenase activity. Gene Ontology annotation, cellular component: mitochondrion. The record is from RefSeq and is a predicted model, not a curated record.